AUGAGCGGACAGUGUUUUAAGUGGUCAUCAAAUGAGACGACAAAUGUUCAAAACGGACGGUUAGCUCAACCGGAAGAGUGGCCGUGGAUUGCAUUUAUCGAUGCAUACAAAACAUUUUGGGGAUUAGAUAUAAAUGGUUAUGAUUACAGUCAUUCAAAUCAAGUAUACGGUGUGGAUAAGUAUAUCAUUCAUCCAAAUUAUACGGUAUAUAAUCAUAUCAGAGGAUUCAAGUUAGGACAUGACAUCGCAUUAUUGAAAUUGGAUUCACAGAUAUUGAUGACACAGUCGACGGGUGGGUAUCCGACAGUUAAUGCCAUUUGUUUGCCCGACAGAGACAUUGUUAACACCGAUAAAGAGUUGGCAGUGUUUGCCGGUUUCGGUAAUAUCGAAGAUAAUGUGAUUAAUUCGGGUCCACUCCGGACGGGUUGUUUUCAGAUGACUGAGUCGUCUAAUAACUCGUCAGAUAACUACUGUUAUUUAAUUUCAAGUAAAAGAUAUCCAUUGAUUGAGGGAACCGGUGGCUGUGAGGGUGACUCGGGUGGGCCAUUGGUUCAGUAUGUAGUGGACAACAAUCACAAAAUGUCGGGUAGUGAUGGUAGUGGUGGUCGGGCAGUACUAAUAGGUAUACUAUUGGGUAUCAGUCCUAAGUUGGGUGUCUGUCAGUUGAGACAUAGCGACAAUAUUUUGCUAUUUCUUCGGUUGUCUAAACACAUCGAUUGGAUUAUCAAUACUGUGUCCGCAAAAUAA
Messenger RNA from Oppia nitens, 747 nucleotides. Its product is annotated as chymotrypsin-like elastase family member 1. The coding region runs from base 1 to 747 and encodes 248 amino acids. Lineage: Eukaryota; Metazoa; Arthropoda; Arachnida; Sarcoptiformes; Oppiidae. The transcript has 3 exons. Gene Ontology annotation, biological process: proteolysis. The record is from RefSeq and is a predicted model, not a curated record. Gene Ontology annotation, molecular function: serine-type endopeptidase activity.